Molecule: messenger RNA, 908 nt
Organism: Carassius gibelio (silver crucian carp)
Lineage: Eukaryota; Metazoa; Chordata; Actinopteri; Cypriniformes; Cyprinidae
Exons: 5
Coding region: 6-908 (300 amino acids)
Biological process (GO): DNA integration
Molecular function (GO): nucleic acid binding
Source: RefSeq, a predicted model, not a curated record
UUGACAUGCCCUUACCAGUGUCUUGUAUCGCCAACCUGCUGGGUGUCAGCCAAAGUACAAUUUUCCGGCGUAUGCAUGAACUCAGGUUGUCCACAAGACUUACAUACAGCAGUUUAUCUGACAGUGAACUGGAUGAUGCUGUCAUCUCCAUAAAAACCAGGAUCCCAAACGCAGGAUACAGAAUGGUUAAAGGUUGUCUCCAAUCAAAUGGACAUAGAGUUCAGUGGAAUCGCAUCAAGGAGUCCAUGCACAGAGUUGACGCUCCAGGAAUUUUGGAAAGAAUGACACAGCUGGGUUGCAUCGUCAGGAGGACAUACUUCGUACAGCGGCCUUUGUCAUUAGUGCACGUGGACACUAACCAUAAGCUCAUAAGGUACAACAUCGUCAUAUUUGGAGCAAUAGAUGGUUACUCAAGAAAGAUACUGUAUCUGGAACCAGCAACAAAUAACUGCUCAAACACUGCCCUUUCAUUUUUCCUCAAGGCAGUGGAAAACUUUGGCUGGCCUUCCAGGGUCAGGGGAGAUGAAGGCGUUGAAAAUGUCGCAAUUGCUGAAACCAUGUUCAGUGUUAAAGGCACCGGAAGAGGGAGCUUCAUCGCUGGGCGAAGCGUACACAACCAAAGGAUUGAACGCCUAUGGCGAGAUGUCUGGACCUCUGUCACUCAUCUGUACUAUGAAGUUCUUCACAGUCUAGAAGAAGAUGGCCUGUUGGAUUUGUCAGAUGCUGUCCAUCUGUUUUGUGCCCAUUAUGUGUUCCUUCCGCGUCUGGCAGAGACCCUUCACACAUUCACAGAAGGCUGGGACAACCAUCCCUUACGAUCUGAAGGUGGACUCACCCCUAACCAACUCUGGGUUAUGGGUCACAUGCAGAACCCUUGUGACGCAGAUGAAGAUUUGCAGGUUUGUUGA